CAGAUAUCGGGAAGAUGCCGGCGAUCAGCGACCAGGACAUGAACGCCUACCUGGCUGAGCAGUCCCGGAUGCACAUGAACGAGUUCAACACCAUGAGCGCGCUCUCAGAGAUCUUCUCCUACGUGGGCAAGUACAGUGAGGAGAUCCUUGGACCUCUGGACCACGAUGACCAGUGUGGGAAACAGAAACUGGCCUACAAACUAGAGCAAGUCAUAACCCUCAUGAGCUUAGACAGCUGAGAACCAUCCUUCCAGGCUGCCCUGGAGGGGGACACACCAAGCCGUGCCUCAGUCUAGAUUAUCAUCUUUACCAAGUGCAAGUUCCAACUGGCAUCAGCAGCAUCCCCUGAGCAGCGCUGUCUCUCUCUCUCUCUGCCUCUUUCUGUUUCUCCUGCCUUCCUGGGUCUUCCCUCUUUCAGUUGUUCUGCCAACAUGAUUGGACCAAGCCACUGACCCUCAGUUAGUCCAGGGAUGUCCAGGUCCACGGCAAGAGACCUGACCAGAAGAUGUCAGAGCACUCUCUCACAGCUGCUCCUGACCCCACAUGUCAGUACAGGGCCCAAAUACAGAUGAGGAGCCGUGGACAGAGGACGUUUCUGUGCUGCUA
Messenger RNA from Galeopterus variegatus (Sunda flying lemur), 606 nucleotides. RefSeq names its product plexin-A4-like. Gene Ontology annotation, biological process: positive regulation of axonogenesis; regulation of cell migration; negative regulation of cell adhesion. NCBI's taxonomy places the organism in Eukaryota, Metazoa, Chordata, Mammalia, Dermoptera, Cynocephalidae. The coding region runs from base 15 to 239 and encodes 74 amino acids. Gene Ontology annotation, molecular function: semaphorin receptor activity. The record is from RefSeq and is a predicted model, not a curated record. Gene Ontology annotation, cellular component: semaphorin receptor complex. The transcript is spliced from 2 exons.